Molecule: messenger RNA, 927 nt
Organism: Pelagomonas calceolata
Lineage: Eukaryota; Pelagophyceae; Pelagomonadales; Pelagomonadaceae
Source: the annotation of a GenBank genome assembly
GGAGAUACCCUCCGGCGCCGGCUUAGGCCCCUACACGGGCCACGGGUAGCCGGGCACGCUGUCGGGGACGAGGCACGCGGAGAAGAAGGACGCGAUCCCGAUCAUCGCGAGCCGGCCGUUCUUGAGCUCCUGCGUCUGCAGCUCCGUGAGGUCCUCGCCGGACUUGGAGUAGCCGAAGAUGUCGAUGUAGCCGUUGCCGCCGGCCGACAUGUAGUGCGUGCCCGUCGACUCCGUGACGAGCUCGAUGACGCCGCACGUCAGGAUGAUCUGCAGGAAGCCCAUGCCGCUCGCCAUGCCCCAGAGCUGGGCGUUCGCCUCGAGGGGCUUGGUCGACAGCGGCGCGAGGCCCGACUCGAGCGGGAAGGGGAUGACGCCGCCGCCGUUCGACUGCACGGCCCAGCCCAGCGUCGCGAGCAUGGCCACGCGGCCGUGCUUGAGCUCGGACGCGCGGAACCACUUCAUGGUCGUCGGCGACGCGAGCUUGCCGAAGCCCGCGGGGUCCCACAUGACGCCGCCCGUCUCCGGGCCGACGCCGAUCUCCGUCGAGCCGAGCGCGGUCCGCGCCGGCCGCGGCGCGGGCGCCUGCAGCGCCGCCGCGCCCGCGAGGCACAGGGCCAGACUCCGGGCCAUCUCGACCUGCGCGCGGCGUCCCCGUUUUCUCUCGCGCGCCCCCGGCGGCUGCUGCUCUCCUCCUCCCCCCGCGCGCGAGGGCGGCGGCACGAGGCAGCGCCAGCCGGCCGGUCGUCGACCGCGCCUCCCGUCAGACGGAGCUCCAAAUCACAAAACAAGCCAAAGCCGCGUCGAACUGGCGAUUUCGAGCAGCGCCGGCCGUUCCACCGCUGCAGAUGUUGCCAAAUAACUGCCCGCACGGAUAAUUUGGACACAGGAGCUCACGUAUUGCCUCGUCUGCUUCGGCUCUUGCCGUCG